This is a messenger RNA of Saccostrea cuccullata (small rock oyster), 3023 nucleotides long. RefSeq names its product protein phosphatase 1 regulatory subunit 12A-like. The coding region runs from base 35 to 3013 and encodes 992 amino acids. The record is from RefSeq and is a predicted model, not a curated record. Gene Ontology annotation, cellular component: cytoplasm. Lineage: Eukaryota; Metazoa; Mollusca; Bivalvia; Ostreida; Ostreidae. Gene Ontology annotation, molecular function: phosphatase regulator activity; protein binding; enzyme inhibitor activity. The transcript is spliced from 23 exons.
GCGAGAUUUGUGUGUAUUCAGUGGCGCAGCUGUCAUGGCGGACGAAAUGAAGCAGACAAGUGCCUUACUCAAAAGGCACGAACAAUUAAAGCGUUGGGGUGAAUCGGAAACAAAUAAGGCUGCAGAUACACCGAGAGACAAACCUAGAAAAGUUAAAUUUCAAGAUGGAUGUGUAUUUUUAGCUGCAUGUUCAAGUGGGGACACUGAAGAAGUUGCAAGACUUCUGAGAAGAGGGGCAGAUAUAAACACUGCCAAUGUGGACGGUUUAACAGCCUUACAUCAGGCCUGUAUAGAUGACAAUCAGUCUAUGGUGGAGUUUUUGGUGGAGAAUGGAGCCGAUGUGGAUGUAUGUGAUAAUGAGGGCUGGACGCCGCUUCACGCCACAGCGUCGUGUGGAUUUACAGAAAUCGCCAGAUAUCUGCUGGAACAGAAGGCUAACGUAGCUGCUGUGAACAAUGACGGAGAUCUCGCCAUCGACAUCUGUGAGGACAAGGAGAUGAGGAAAAUCCUCCAGGAAGAGAUGGACAAUCAGGGAGUGGAUGCUGAUGUAGCCAGGUCAGAGGAGGAAAACCAGAUGUUACAGGACGCCAACAAAUGGCUGAACAACAAGUCUGUCAAGGAGAAGAAGCACCCCAAAACUGGAGCCACCGCCCUCCAUGUGGCCGCCGCCAAGGGCUACAUGAAGGUCAUCAAUAUCCUGUUGAAGGCUGGGGCGGAUGUGAACUCUCAGGAUUACGAUGGAUGGACCCCCCUCCAUGCCGCCGCUCACUGGGGUCAGGAGGAGGCCUGUAAAGUCCUGGUGGACCACAUGUGUGACAUGCAGAUCAAAAACAAUGCUGGACAGACUGCAUAUGAUGUGGCAGACUCAGAUAUACUCAAACUUUUAGAAGAACUCGAAAAGAAACAGGAAUCUAAAAAAGACCUGAAGGACUCGCAGAACGAAGUGAUCCCCACCCGGCCACACCACCAGAAGAGGAGCCGGAGUGAUUCCACAAGGAGUUCAGUGACUCGGAUGAGUGUGGACCAGAAACAUAAUGUGAACGUAAAAACCGUGGAACAGGAACGUGCCGCACUAGAAGCAGCUCUUCAAUCUCCGACAGAGGAGGAAGAAAAGGUCAUCAAGAGCAGCUCCAGCUCCGCGAGUGAAGAAGAGAGCUCGGAGGAGUCCGAAACAAGUUCUAAAACAGAACCAGCCCCUAAAUCUGAAACAGAAAAACAAAAUGAACUUAAUAGAUUGUCAUCGAAUCAAGUGCCUCGGGAGAGGGACAAGCCCCCGAUCACCACUGUGGUGGAAACCAAGGACGCCCCCAAAAUCGACGAGAAGGGGGAGACCACUCAUGUGACCAUUAAGGACAAGAUAAACGAGGACGCAGUGAAACAAAACAAAGAGGAAACACCCACCAUCGAGAAAAUCGGGGAUUCUCUGAAGGACACUCGCUCCAAGCUUAGGUUGAGACUUAAGGAGAUAGCUAAAGAAACAGAGGAGAAAGAGGUCUCUGUCAGCAAACCAGAAAAGUCAGACUCCACCGAGAAAGAGAAGGGGCCACUUACAGGGGUGGAAGAGAAGGGGCCACCCACGGGGGUAGAGGAGGGUCAGCGAUCGAGGGUGAGUGGUCAGAUCAGUCUGACUCGCUCGCUGAGCAUGCCUGCUCAAUACCGAUCCGAGGUGCCCAUUAUCUCCCUUCAGAAGCCAGGAGAAGAUAACUCCUCCACUGCUCCCCUCCGCGAGACGCCGCCGUGGCGAGCGGGCCUACGUAAAACAGGAAGUACCAGCAUGGUCAACGACACCAUCAACGAAAACGACAAGACCAACCUGCCGCGUUCAGCCUCUAGUCCCCGCCUGAACAAUAAUAAUAGAUCUGAUAGCGAUAAGUCCAACCCGUCUCGACCAUUCCUGAUAACCAGUACCAUAUCAGAAAACCAAGAAAAUAAAGUCCCUGACAGAUUUGGCUCUUCCUCUGUUAGUACCACUUCCUCCACUUCCACGACCUUGACCUCAACAUCAUCAUUUAGAGGCUUGAAUCCAUACAGAAGUCUCUCUGCCUACAAACGCUUGGAAGACCGAAUGGAGGAUUAUCGGUCAUCUCUGCCAGCCCGGAUAAACCAGCAACCCGCCACCACUGCCGCGUCGGCCUUGACCCCUAGUGCUACCGUGACAACGGUCGGCCUGACGACAGGAACCACAACUUCUAUCUCCUCAUCAACAAUAUCUUCCCCUUACUCCAAUUAUCAGUUUGCCAGGCCCUAUGGUAUACCAAAACGUGAUGAGGAGGCAGAAACUCAAAGGAAGGCUAGAGCCAAGCGAGCUCGCGAGACCAGACGGUCCACACAGGGGGUAACUAGAGAGGAUAUUCAGAAGGCAGAGGAGGUGCUGAGCGGGACAUCCCGUACAGAGACUGACAAGAGACUGGCGGCCUCGGAGGGAAGACUGGUCGCGCCUGAGACGACAGAUAAAUCUGUAAACAAAGAUAGCGAGAGCUCCACCACUAGUGCUUCAUCUGUCAGUGAGAGAGUUACCUCAGAUAACGACUCCGUAACGUUACGACGGAAUAGGGAGGACGAACCACGAAGUAACAGCUUUCGGAGGUCUCGAGAUUCCAAAGAUAUUACAGACUCUUAUACUCCAUCCUAUAUACGGAGAGAUAGAAGUGAUAGGAAUGCAAUUUCAUUGGCUGACUCAUCGUCCUCUAGUCUGGGGGUCAAUACGGGGUUAUCUAGGUCACAGUCCCUCCGGAACCGAAUACGUAACGGGGAACUUGAGAGCAGAACAGAGGAGAAAUCCAAUGAUUUGGAAGAUAAAGGGGAUAAAGACGGUAGGAGAGAGUCGUCUGCCCUUGCCAGAAGGCGGCGGCGAAAUGAACGAAGGUCAACUGGAAUUGUUUCCUACGACAAUAAAGAUGAGGAAGAAGAGAAAGAUAAAGAAAAGGAGGAGGAGAAUAAAGAACCUGCAGAGGACAGGGUAAGUAAUUGUCUCUGUCAUCAUAAUAUGCCUCGGGUUAAGGUCUCGGGUUAAAAAGUGUUUG